AUAACGAGUAUGUAAUAAAUGAAUGAACAUGUUCACGUUCCACGUGUUGGAUCCGUUCGGUAAUACUAAUAAUUCGAGUGGUUUUCCUCAAUGUCAUGUCAGUGGCAGCCGUGUUGUCGUGGCGCCCGCGUCGCCUCGUGCCGCGUCGCCUCGUGCCGCGUGCCGCGUUCCGCGUGCUAGUGUGUGUUCGUCUCAUUAUCUAAACACUAAUUACAGUGUCGGAUAUCUCCAGUCGAGCUCGCGCACUGUGAUGUUAUUGGGGAGAUGUGUGUGCGUGUGCGUGUGCGUGUGGGCGGUGCUGUGUACAGUGGCGGGCGAGUACUGGAACACGGACAACUACUUCCAGCGGCCGAGCAGGAGCGGCGCGCCGCCGCCGGACUGGCCGCGCUGCCGGCCGCCGCCCGCCCGCUGCCGCGACCUGCACGGCAGCGUGGACGUCGCCCACGCCUACUACCAGUACAACGUGGACGGGAAAUCACUACCGCUGUACCGCACAGGAGACGAGUUCACGCUGUCGUGCAAAGCCGGCGUCAGCCUCCACAGCAGCUCGCUGCCGAGCUUCCGCAGCAUGACGACCGUGCCGGUGGUGCGGUUCAAGUACUGCGACGUGCCGAGCGACUCGUAUGCUACCAGGCUCGCACAACUCAACAUCACAGUGUCUCGCGAGUUGCACAUAAUGCUGUACUAUAAACAGACGGCCUCGUUCAGCAGAGCUCAGUUCGAGGGACUAGCCGUCGACCUUCUCGAUAUCAACUACGAAAGUAAAACUCCAGGAUAUCUCUCUGAUGACUGGUUACAGCCGCUCACUAACACGACCCGUUUGGAACUAACGCAUAUGGUGUUGCCACCGAUGAUCUCGUCAAAUCGAGUACGACAUUUGUCUUUGAAUUACAACACACCGCGUGGAGAGUUGGGCGACUGCGGGCGGCUGUAUGAGCUCUCAAUAUGCGAGCUGAAGUGGGAGCGCGGCGAGGCGCCGGCGCGCUGGCUCACCGACUGUGCGCAGUUAAAAGUGCUGCGGAUGAAGAAUGUUUACUUGUUCAAGGAGCUAGGGCCGUUCCUUGCAGGUCUACACCCACUUUCGAUUCUAGAAAUUGAUCAGUCCUUCUUGGGUUUCAAUGAUGGCGACACACUGAAGUUUCUGGGCAGUGAGGUGUUGCCGUCGUCAGCAACGACGCUAGAGAAGCUGUCGCUGGCCGGCAACUCGCUGGGUGACGUGUGUAGCCACGACGGACACGAUGUGAAGCUACCGCUGCAGUUGCCGGUGUUGCAGCACCUGUCGCUGGCCAGGUCCGGCGUCACCAGGACCUGUGAGAGCUGGCCGCGGGACAUGCCCGCCCUCACACACCUCGACCUCACGGGAGACACUCGUGGCCAUCGCCUGACAGUACACAGACCUGAAAUGGAUGGGGGCGCGGCAGUCGCGCCUACUCCUGGACGACAUCGACACCAUCGCGUACAACGAGUCCCAUUACGCGGAGAUCGUCCGCGCCAACUGUACCGAGGUCACUUCACAUUGUUUAUAUUCACAUUCAAAGUGACGAUAUCCAUCAGCGAGUACAUCAUCUGCGACUGCCGGCUGUACUGGUUCGCGCGCAUGCUCGCCGAGUGUCCGCGCCACGUGCGCUGGGCGGCCGCGCCCGCCUGCGACCGCCGGCCCAUGCUCGAACAGCCGCUCGACCACAUGCUGUGUCCAAUACAGGGGGAGGAGGUGUGCGCGGGCGGCUGCGAGUGCUGGUGGCGCGACGCGGAGCACAGCAGGGUGGUGGCCAACUGCUCGGCGCGCGGCCUGCACCGGCUGCCGCCGCUGCCACAGCUGCCGCCUCUACUGCAGCUGCACGCCGCACGCAACCACAUACAGGCCAUACACAGCCAUGACAUACCUGAUACAUUAACUUACAUAGACCUCCGGAACAACAACAUAUCCCGGGUGGGCGCGGCGGAGACGCGGCGGCUGUUCUCGGUGCGCGGGAGGCGCGUGCGGCUCGCCGGCAACCCGCUGCGCUGCCACUGCGACAACCGGCCGCUGGUCCGCGCGCUGCUGACCCACCGCCACCAGGUGGAUUAUGCAGAUUUAAAAUGCGACGAUGAGAAGCUGCUCAGCACUAUUAUAGUAGAGGACCUGUGCGCGCUGUCUCCGACAGAAACGCUGGUGUACGCUCUGUCGCCGACGGUGACCGCGUUCCUCCUUGUAGUGCUGGCUAUCUGGUUCAUGUACUACUACAGGAUGGAAGUCAGGGUGUACCUGUACUCGCGCGGGCUAUGCCAGUGCUGUGUGCGCGAAGAGGACCUCGACGGCGACAGGGAGUUCGACGCCUUCGUUUCGUACACACACCUCGACGAGCAGUUCGUGUACGAGCAGCUGGUGCCGGAGCUGGAGUCGGGCUCGCCCUCCUUCAAGCUGUGUAUCCACUGUCACUGUGCACACACUGUCUUCGGAUCCUUCGGGAAGUGCCUAUUCGACAUCAAUACGAGACAUGCCUGUUAUCUAGCCUACUGUGUGGGUACCAACAACUGGACUAUGAUGUAAACCAGUGUUUUUCAACCUUUUACAUGACGUGACCCCCUCCCCCCCCCCCCUUAUCCCUAAUAUGAAAAAAAUAUUUCGUGACGUCCGAUCCUUUGCUUUUUUCUUGUAUUUUGUAAUAUAAUAUUACAAAGAUGUUGUAGGGACUGAAUACUUCAAUCUAUACAAUAUUUCUAUGCAUAACUAAGUUUCGGAUAAAUACAGAAUUAAGUAUAAUAAUAAUACUAAACUCGUUUGCUUGGGUACCUCUGUCCCGUUCGUGUUUCAACCGUGAAGCAGUUGUGUUUGCAUGGCUGUGUUUCGGUUUGAAGGGUGGGAUAUAACAGUGAAUUUACAGGGUACAGAGGAAUACCUGAGUUAAUAAUAUAUAGAGUAGAGAGAAUAACACCUGAGUUCUCAGGAAUGGCGAUGCAUGGGGGGUAUCAUGCGCAUCAGCUUGUUUGCAAUUCUAAGAUGUAUAAAACAAAAUUGCAGUCUCCCUCCCAUAGGAGGUUGCAACCCACAUGUUGAAAAACACUGUUAUAAACAAAUAUGGGUAGUGAUUUCAACUGUAAAAAAAAAAAAAAAAAAAAAAAAAAAAAAAAAAAAAAUCUACACUGUUAAAAAUAUAUUUCCUUACGCUUCACACAAUGUCAGCCGUUACCUGUCCACUGCUGGACAUGGGCCUCCUCCAUAAAGAAGAAUUUAGCCAGUAGUUGCCACGCUUGACAGGCGGAUUGGCAACCGCAGUUUGGCAUUAAUUGUUUUAAGAGGGACGCUGCUGCCUAUCCCUCAACGAUUAAGCUCCCUUAGUCGGCUUUUACUACACCCACGGGAAAGGAAGGGAUGACCCAUUCUGUGCCGGGACCACACGACACUUUCCUUGUGCUUAAUACGCAAGCACAUGCCUUGUUUUUCGUUUUUGGUUUUUAGUCUUAGAGAGAUGUGAUGAGAAAUAAGACACAUUUCUAGAAAAUUAUUAAAUGUUAGAUUUUUUUUAAUGGAUGAUAAUGAAAUGGUAACCCCGCCCGUGUUAUCGGUAUACACCGGCGGGGCACCAGUGAAUGAUGAUAGGUGAGGAUGAAGCAGGCCAGUUAGCCCAUCGUGACGAAUUCAACGACAAAUUACUCACGAUGAUUUUCAGAAGGGACCGUGUGGAGGUCGAUCUGACAGGGUAUAUAGAUAGCAAUGGGGACUAAUCUCCCCAUUACUAACAAUCCCUUCCCCCCUCCAUGUUAGGUUAGGUUCCAUGUGUCCCAAACUAAACCAUUUAGAUUAAAUGUCACCUUAUUUCUUCCAUUUGUUUCCACUAACUGUAGAAAAAAAAAAUACAUAGCUCGGGCGUGCAAGCGAUAAUUUUAAUAAAGUAUCUAGAGAUCUCGAUUUAGAUUUAUUUAAUUCUAAGAUAGAAUCCGCAAGACGUGUGCCGAGUCAGUGGUUCUUGGAUGGUUCGUCUUUGAGCGCGUGACUUCAACUUUUUAUUUUGCAUAGCUGCCUCCCUACACUGUGUGUACUAUUGUAAUGUUGGUACUCCAAGUUUAAUUCAGUUGAUUGUAAGUAUUAGCGAAUGUCAUGUGCAUUCAAUAAAUCAUGUUAUUAUUUGUGAAAACCUGUAAGUGGCUUUUUGUAUUUUCUGUUUUUUUUUUUAUUACGAAAUAAUCUAGCUGUAAUUUUUUUUAUAAAAAUUAAAAUAAAUAAAAUAAUUACAAGAAAUCAUGUUUUUAUGGA
Messenger RNA from Galleria mellonella (greater wax moth), 4234 nucleotides. Its product is annotated as protein toll-like. The coding region runs from base 23 to 2530 and encodes 835 amino acids. NCBI's taxonomy places the organism in Eukaryota, Metazoa, Arthropoda, Insecta, Lepidoptera, Pyralidae. Gene Ontology annotation, molecular function: transmembrane signaling receptor activity. Gene Ontology annotation, biological process: innate immune response; toll-like receptor signaling pathway. The transcript has 10 exons. The record is from RefSeq and is a predicted model, not a curated record. Gene Ontology annotation, cellular component: membrane.